This is a messenger RNA of Gigantopelta aegis, 2071 nucleotides long. RefSeq lists its product as uncharacterized. The record is from RefSeq and is a predicted model, not a curated record. The transcript is spliced from 4 exons. Gene Ontology annotation, molecular function: protein binding; GTP binding. NCBI's taxonomy places the organism in Eukaryota, Metazoa, Mollusca, Gastropoda, Neomphalida, Peltospiridae.
AUGUACACAUACAUAUCUUCUAGAAAGGCUGGUAAGCCACAAUGUACAGACGCUGGAUGUGAUUAUGUGUGUCUUUCCUGGGAUCAGCCGAAAGUUGAAGGUGUACAGUACUAUGACAUCAAGUAUAAACUUAAGACAGAAGAACGAUGGAAUAAAAGUCCAAUAUUAACCAAUGAUCAAUCGCCAGUACACAGAAUUAACGGAUUAAAACAAGAAACAGAAUACGUAUUCAAGGUCAGAGCAGUGUACGAUGAGAGUGAGGGUGAGUUUAGUGAUCAGAGCGACCCCAUCAAGACUGAACAGUCACAAGCUUUGUCACUUUUAAAGUUUUGUUGGAAACUACAGGAUGGAAAUCCAGCUUUUUACCAACUCCCACUGCAUGAAGAUUUAUCAGCCAGAGAUGAAAAACACAGAACAAGAAAAUGCAUUUUCGGGUCCACGACAUCACGAUCGCUAGACGAGAAGACAAUUAUGAUGAUUGGAGCAACCGGUUCAGGAAAAAGCACUUUGAUUGAUGGAUUGGUCAAUCAUCUUCUUGGUGUGAAAUGGGAAGACGACUUCAGAUUUAAAAUUAUUAACUUAACUCCUGAAGAAAAAGCAAAAGAGGGAAACCCGGUAUGUAUGAUUUCACAAACAGACUGGAUCACUAACUACAGAUUCUAUCCGAUAAACAAAAAUGUUCAUUACAUUCUGAAUAUCAUCGACACACCAGGAUUUGGUGAUUCGCAAGGGAUUGAACGAGAUCAGCAACUGGUGGAUCAGAUCAGAUUUUUAUUCUCUACUACAGGCAAAACAGGAAUUGAAACAAUAAAUGCUAUAUGUGUCGUUACUCAAGCUCCCCUUGCAAGAAUGACACAUACCCAACGGUACAUUUUUGAUGCAAUCCUGUCUAUUUUCGGAGCAGAUGUUGCAGACAAUACCGUUGCGAUGUUUACAUUUGCAGAUGUAAAAGAACCACCAGCGCUGAAUGCUUUAAAUCAAGCUAAAUUUCCAUUCCAAAAACACUUUGUGUUUAACAAUUCAGCACUUUUUCAUAAAAGAACAGAAGACAAUUGCAGCAAAUUUGCGAAGAUGUUUUGGGAGAUGGGGUUCUUUUGUUACGAUGCAUUUUUGAAAUAUUUAGCAACUACGAAGGCUCAGAGUCUACAACUGACAGCAGAUGUUCUAAAAAAGAGAGCAGAUGUUCUAAAAAAGAGAGAUGAACUACAUACAACCAUCCAAGGUCUCAUGCCAGAAAUAGAUAACAGUUUCCUUGAACUUAGCACCAUGAGAAAAGAAAGAGCUCUCUUGGAGGCAUUCGAAAGGGAAAUAAAAGCUAACCAAAAUUUCACUUAUGAAGUAGAGGAAUAUCAUGCCAUACAGAUACCACUGAAACCAGGAGAGUAUGUGACCAACUGCUUGUUUUGCCAUACGACUUGUCAUUAUCCAUGUUGUAUACAAGGUGAUAUCAAACAGGGUUGUGAUGCUAUGGCAGAUGGAGUUUGCACAGUUUGCCCCGAGAAAUGUUCGUGGAAGCAACACUGGAACAGCAGUUAUAGGAUAGACAUUAAAAUGGUGAAAGUUACAAAAACAUUUCACGAAAUGAAAGCUAAAUAUGAAUUAGCGGCGAAGGAAAAGGUUUCAAAAGAGAGUCUCGUUUCCUAACACAAAAAAUCAUUUAUAAAGCUGAAAACUAACGUUUGCAAAAUGCUAGGAGAAGUGCGUGAAAUUGGAAACUACCUGAGGAGCAAUGCCUUAAAGGCCAAUCCACUUUCUGAAAAGGAAUAUCUUGAUUUACUGAUCGAAGCAGAAAACCAAGAAAAGAAACCCGGGUUUUUUGAACGCACCAAAAUGCUACAGAUGCUUAAAAAGCAAGCUGAGCUCACCCAAAAAGCAAUGACUACUGACGAUAUAGACGAACUGUUGAAAGACUUUGAUCUAACUGAUUAAAUCAGAUGCAAUUACUUCUACGUAUGAGUAGAAGUACAAAUAUUGCAUAGAGUUAAAAACAUUAUCAAGCAAAUUAAAGGGUUACUCAAACAGCAACGGCUGUGAGCAUAAUGAAUACUUUUAUUACACCGCGGUGGAAGAG